Messenger RNA from Odobenus rosmarus divergens (Pacific walrus), 1276 nucleotides. It is a transcript of the gene DNASE1L3, whose product is annotated as deoxyribonuclease I-like 3. The record is from RefSeq and is a predicted model, not a curated record. The coding region runs from base 157 to 1071 and encodes 304 amino acids. NCBI's taxonomy places the organism in Eukaryota, Metazoa, Chordata, Mammalia, Carnivora, Odobenidae. Gene Ontology annotation, molecular function: DNA nuclease activity. Gene Ontology annotation, cellular component: nucleus. The transcript is spliced from 8 exons. Gene Ontology annotation, biological process: apoptotic DNA fragmentation; programmed cell death involved in cell development.
GAUCUUCAGUUCCUCAGAGAAGUGAAAGUAGCAACAUGGAAUCCAGUCAUUCCUGUUAUCUGCAGCCUUUAUAAGUCAGCUGAGCCCGAGGAGGUGGCCCGGAGCCCGCGCACGUCAGACACCGCUGUCCUCUCGUGAAGCCUGAGCUGAGCCAGGAUGCCUCGGCUGCCGGCCUUCCUUCUGCUUCUCUGCCUUUCCAUCACCAGUGCCCUGGCCCUGAGGCUCUGCUCCUUUAACGUGAAGUCCUUUGGGGAAGCCAAGAAGGAAAACAAGAAUGCCAUGGAUGUCAUCGUGAAGGUCAUCAAACGCUGUGAUAUCAUACUCCUGAUGGAAAUCAAGGACAGCAACAACAUCAUCUGUCCCACACUGAUGGAGAGACUAAAUGGAAACUCAAGAAGAAGCAUAAUGUACAACUAUGUGAUUAGCUCUCGGCUUGGAAGAAACACAUAUAAAGAACAGUAUGCCUUUCUCUACAAGGAAAAGCUAGUUUCUGUGAAGAAAUAUUACCUCUACCAUGACUAUCAAGCUGGAGACGCAGAUGUGUUUUCCAGGGAACCCUUUGUGGUCUGGUUCCAGUCACUCCACACCGUUGUCAAGGACUUCGUGAUUGUCCCCCUGCACACCACCCCUGAGACCUCCAUGAAAGAGAUUGAUAAGCUGGCUGAUGUCUACUGGGACGUGAAACGCCGUUGGAAGGCAGAGAAUUUCAUUUUCAUGGGUGACUUCAAUGCUGGCUGUAGCUAUGUCCCCAAGAAGGCCUGGAAGAACAUCCGCUUGAGGACUGACCCCAGGUUUGUUUGGCUGAUAGCGGACCAAGAGGACACCACGGUCAAGGGGAGCACCAGCUGCGCAUAUGACAGGAUCGUGCUUAGAGGACAAGAGAUCAUCAGCUCUGUUGUUCCCAAAUCAAACAGCACCUUUAACUUUCAGAAAGUUUAUGAAUUGACCGAAAAGGAGGCCUUGGAUGUCAGCGACCACUUUCCAGUUGAGUUUAAACUACAAUCUUCAAGGGUCUUCACCAAGAGCAAGAAAUCUCUCUCUCCAAAGAAGAAAAAGGUCCGUCGCUCCUAGAUACAAGGGCGCCAUUAUAUUAACUGUUUCUUGCCUCUAAAUAAAACAGCUCUAAGAGGUAUGAGCUGCUGCCUGCACUCAGGAAACAAGACUGGUCCAACUGCUUUCAUUUUCAACUUGAAUUUAAUCUGUCUUGAGUCGGGGGAGCCUGGGUGGCUUAGGUGGUUAAGUGUCUGCCUUUGGCUCAGGUCAUGAUCCCAGGGUC